This is a messenger RNA of Closterium sp. Yama58-4, 2412 nucleotides long. The record is from the annotation of a GenBank genome assembly. Lineage: Eukaryota; Viridiplantae; Streptophyta; Zygnematophyceae; Desmidiales; Closteriaceae.
AUGACUGGAAUGCCGGGCGUGGGGCGUCUGGGGGUGCUGGUCGCUGCCCCUAUAUCAUUCGCGCAGGUCCCCGCGCUGGUCGCCCAUGCAAUGGCUUUCACACUGAACCUGCUUAGGCGUGGUGUACCUAUCUUUGAUCUUGACUAUGAUGCUAUUCUUGCUGCCAUGUAUGCAUUGACUGUUAGUGCUGAGGGUGACUGCUACUUGUGUGUGCCGCCUGACCCCGGUAUAGACCCAGGUAUAGCGCCUGCAGCCCUAGGUGCUAGUGAGUCUGCUCUCCCUGGUACUGCGUCCGCUCAGGCCUUGCACACCUUCACACUUGACUCAGUGCUUGCACGAUCCACCACUAUGCUUCCCUGUCCGGUGGUCCCGUCUGGUGAGCUGUUUGGUUUCCACCUCCCCUCGUUCUCUACGAACUUGGUGAGCAACGCCGUCCUUCAGGAUCACUGGGUUGACACCUGGACUCCUGGAGGACAGCGUGUGGCGAUCUGCACGUGCUCUAGGACCGGCCGCCACCUGGCCACGUUCACACGUGAGCCUGGGUCCAGUCUGUACACCCUCACCACUGUGUCGCGCUACGCCCCUUUGUCUCCUCAGCUGUACGCGUCUGCUCAGGUAGCUACCCAGUGUGAGUGCCGCCGCCUGCUCAGGUCUCUGCCUACCCUCCCUCCCUCGCCUGCGCCGCCCUGCAUUCCUUGCGUCGAGGGGCGGCAGCGCGCCGCUCCUCACUCCUCCUCGUUCCCUCCCACAGAGGCUCCGCUGCAGACUCUCCACCUGGACGUGUGGGGCCCAGCCCGCGUCCAGGGGCACGGCCGCGAGCGGUACUUCCUGCUGGUUGUCGACGACUACACGCGAAACACCACGGUCUUCCCCUUGCAGCGCAAGGCGGAUGUCCCUGCUGUUCUGAUCCCUUGGAUCCGUGCUGUUCGUCUCCAGCUCCGCGAGCGGUUCGAGUCGGACUUUCCUGUCCUGCGUCUGCACUCUGACAGAGGUGGUGAGUUCACCUCCGACCUCUUGCGAGCCUUCUGUGCGGAGCACGGCAUCACCCAGUCGUUCACGCUUCCGGCCUCUCCGCAACAGAAUGGGGUUGUUGAGCGCCGCAUUGGCUUAGUCAUGGAGGUCGCUCGCACCUCCAUGAUCCAUGCAGCUGCCCCCCAUUUUCUGUGGCCGUUCGCGGUCCGGUACGCCGCGCAUCAGCUCAACCUCUGGCCCCGUGUCUCCUUGCCGGAGACCUCGCCCACACUGCUGUGGACGGGGAAGGUUGGCGAUGCGUCGCGUUUCCGGGUCUGGGGUGCUCGUGCCUUUGUCCGCGAUACCACCGCGGACAAGCUCUCCGCUCACGCCAUUCCCUGCGUCUUCCUUGGUUUUCCUCCUGACGCGCCUGGCUGGCAGUUUUACGACCCCGCCUCGCGCCGUGUCUUUGCGUCUCAGGACGUCACCUUUGACGAGUCUGUUCCCUUCUACCGUCUCUUUCCCUACCGCACGCACUUCCCUUCGCACUCCCCGCCGCUCUUUCUCACUCCAGGUCCUCCCCAGGUAGACCCCCUCCCCGUGCCAGGUCCUGCUCCUUCAGGUGUUUCUCAGGUAGACCCUCCCGUGCCUGCGCCUGUUGAGGUCACUGGUGACUCAGGUCCUGCUGGGCGUGGUGCUGUCUUUGGGGGUGCUGGACCUGGGGGUGCGAGGCCUGGGGUUGCGGAGCCUGGGGGUGCGGAGCUUGGGGGUGCUGAGCCUGGGGGUGCGGAGUCUACGCGUGAGGAGACUGGGGGUACUGCGCCUGAGCGUGAGGAGCCUGAGGGUGCGGAGCCUGGAGGUGCUGAGCCUGAGAGUGACGAGACUGGAGGUACUGCGCCUGGGGGUGCUGUGUCUGGGGGUGCUGAGCCUGAGCGUGAGGAGCCUGGAGGUGCUGGCUCUGGGGGUGCGAUGCCUGAGGGUACUAAGACUGCUGGUGCGAGGUCUCCUUGGAGUGGCCGCCUUCGUCCGCGUGUGCCUCUCACCUCACAGCAGCUGCACGAGUGGUACGGUCGCCGUCAGGGUCGCGCUACUGGAGCUCGGGGCUCUGCCGCUGGAGGUGCUUCUGCUGACGUCGCUGGAGCUGGGAGUGGUGCUGGUCCUUUGUCUACUGGAGGUGCUGGAGUCGCUGGUCCCGGAGGUGCUCGUACUGGAGGUACUAGAGCUGCUGGGGCUGGAGGUGCUGUUCUCGAGGGUGCUACUGCUGGAGACACUGCGGCUGGAGACCCUGGGACUGGGGGUGCCGGUUCUGGGGGUGCUGCUGCUGGUGACACUGAGGCUGGAGACCCUGGGACUGGGGGUGCCGGUUCUGGGGGUGCUGCUGCUAGUGGAGCUGGUCUUGGAGGCGCUGGUGCUGGGGGUUCUGGAGCUGCUGGAGGUGCUGGAGCUACUGGAGGUUCUUAG